GCCCAGUGAAGAACUGAGACAGAGCAAGAAAGAAAAGGAGUACCACCAAACAGAAAUGGCAUCUUUAGGACUGCAGAUUCUGGGCGUUGGGCUGGCGGUGCUUGGAUGGAUUGGCAACAUACUGAUCUGUAUGCUGCCCCUGUGGAAGGUGUCUGCCUUCAUUGGGAACAACAUUGUGGUGGCUCAGACCAUCUGGGAAGGACUUUGGAUGACCUGUGUGGUGCAGAGCACCGGCCAGAUGCAGUGCAAAGUCUAUGACUCCCUGCUGGCCCUGCCUCCGGACCUCCAGGCGGCUCGGGCCAUGGUGGUCAUCGCCAUCCUGUUCUCUCUGUUCGGCCUGCUGCUCUCUGUGGUCGGAGGGAAAUGCACCACCUGCGUUGGGGACAAGGGAGCAAAAGCCAGAGUGGCCAUCUCCGCAGGUGUUUUCUUCAUCCUGAGUGGGGCUUUGUGUCUGGUAACCGUGUCUCUGCCUGCUAAUACUAUCAUAAAGGACUUCUACAACCCCAUGGUUCCUGAUUCCCAGAGGAGGGAGCUGGGUGCAUGUUUGUACAUGGGCUGGGGAGCAUCAGGACUGCUGCUGAUUGGUGGUGCUCUUCUCUGUUGUCAGUGCCCGUCAGGAGGAGGCCGCUAUAAUGGGGCAAAGUACUCCGGACCUAAAUCUACAACGCCCGGGAAGGAAUUUGUCUGAAUUGCUGCAUUACAGUACAUAAGAGGCAGCACAAUUUAAACAGCACCUGACUUUACAUACAGAACAAAACCUGUUGCUUAUAAAGUUGUGAUUUUUCUCGUGACUAACUUUUAUUUUUUUACUAACACACUGUGGCCUUUUGUUUCUGAAACAUACAAGAGGCUUAGGUAUGUGCCAUGUUACAAUAAUGCAACAUGUCAGUUAGGAUUGAAGCUUAAUUCAUUUCUUUUUACUGUUCAUUGUUUUGUAUUAUAAUUUCAAUAUUAAUUCAGUGUCAUACUGUCCUGCUGUUUUCAUUUAUAUUGUUUGCAUCAUAAGCUCUUCAGAAAGAAGACUCGUGAUUUUUUGUUGUUUUGUCUUUGAUUCAGACAAUAAACGGAACGUUUUGUCAACAAUGUUUUUUUUUAAAUGCCGUUUUGAUGUUAACAUAAAGUAGAUUUACUUACUGUGCUUAAGUAAAAUUUUAAGAUACUUCCCUUGAGAGCUACAGUAGUAUUCUAUGCUACAUUCCAGGGAAAUAUUGCAUAUUUUACUUAUUACUUAUUUGACAGCUAUAGUUACUUUAAAGAUUUAAUUUUAAACAUGAUGCAUUGUUAUAGAUUAAUCUACUUAACAGGAGGGUCUAGGCACAGA
Molecule: messenger RNA, 1321 nt
Organism: Perca flavescens (yellow perch)
Lineage: Eukaryota; Metazoa; Chordata; Actinopteri; Perciformes; Percidae
Product: claudin-like protein ZF-A89
Exons: 1
Coding region: 56-688 (210 amino acids)
Cellular component (GO): bicellular tight junction; membrane
Molecular function (GO): structural molecule activity
Source: RefSeq, a predicted model, not a curated record